This is a messenger RNA of Exophiala xenobiotica, 1337 nucleotides long. RefSeq lists its product as uncharacterized. The transcript has a single exon. The record is from RefSeq and is a predicted model, not a curated record. Lineage: Eukaryota; Fungi; Ascomycota; Eurotiomycetes; Chaetothyriales; Herpotrichiellaceae. Bases 317 to 922 code for a protein of 201 amino acids.
AGGUCAUCGAGCAUCCCCUGGAACUCGAAGGACCUGUGCCUGUAUCGAGCCAAGGUAACGGUGUCUCGCACGAGACCAACGUGCACAAAUCGCUCCCCUCCAAGCACCGAUACUAGUACUGACCCAAGUACCUCAAUCCUUUCCCACGAAUACAAAUCCAAAUCCAAAAACCUAAAUUUCACAAGCCCAAUUCACACAGCUCACAGCUCACAGCUCAUCAUAUCUCAUCAACAACCCACCACCACCACCACCGCCAACACCAACAAGACACCAACCAUAAACCAACCAUAAACCAACCAAAAGCAAAAACAAAAAGAUGAUCAUCCUCCGCAGCUACGAAGAUCUCCUCUACAUCGAACCGGGCACCGUCUCCCUCGCCACGAUCGAAUCGACAGGCCGCUUUGUCCUCCUCGACGCCUCGACGAUCAACAACCCCUACGACUUCCAAAAGUACACAAACACCUUCCUCCAAGGCGUCCCGGGCGUCUGGAUCCGACAAGACCCGCCAACUAAGAACGGCCGCCUGGUCGCCGAAAUGGACCUGGAAUCCAAACCGGCCAAGCACGUCUCUGCCGCCCCCGAACCGCUCCACAUCCCCAAGAUAGCCAUCAACCGGAGCAACGCCGAGUCCACGGCCAACGAGGCCACCGAAGACGGCCCGCUGAUGAAAUGGGUGUCCAUCGUCGAGGGCCGCGACGGCGAAGCAACCCGGAAACUCGUCAUCAACUACAGUCUCCUGGAUGCGGUCAAGAGCGCCUUCUACGAGGCUGCCAACGGGUAUGCGACCGUAUUUACGUGCGCGCUGUGGAACGCCGAACCCAUCCCCUGGCCGAGAAAAGAUCUUUUGCUUGUCAAGGCCGGUAGUCAGCGAGAGGCUGGCUUGCUCAAGGAUAAGGAGAAUAUGGUUGGUAUUUGGUUUUAGUUGACACAUACCUAGGUACGGUCCAAGAGCACCAUUGCGGUUUGGCCUUACGACAAGCCUUUGACGCGGGCGGUGCAGAGACGGUACGGACACUGCUGGCAGCAGCAGGUCAAACCGGUCUUAGAGAUUAUAUUUUUGGUCCUUGUGCUUGAAGUAGUAAGGCGAACAAUUCAGGUAGAGCGCAUACCUAAACACGCGCAGCCGUUGGUCACCAAAGCAAUACGUUUUGCGAAGAGGAUGAGCAGGCAUUGGAUUUAGGAUAGUCUUGAUUCUUGAUUUUGUAGAACCGUGUACUAUACUAGGCAACGAUCCCGUGUGCCCUGAGCAUCUAGGUACCCAGGAAUUGCCUUGGGGCCGACGACAGGCACACAUGUUCAUGUAGUCGUUGCUGUAUCGUCACUAACGUAGUCUUGCU